AUGCCUACUUCACUCUACGCUCUACCUUUUGCCGAAUCCAAGUCCACUGUUGACCAUGACACGGAUGCGGGCGUCAAUGUGUGGGUGAAUGACCUUGAUGACUUUCCACCGCUUUCGCUCAAGCCAGCAUCGGCACCUUGUUCUAAUUCGCCAUCCAGUUCAUCUACUACGACGACUACUUGCAGCAACAAGGACAAGGGAUUACGGAUACAUCGAGAAUGGGAAGUUGUGAAAGGAAUCGAGUUCUCCAGCCACACUGAGGAUGAUUGGGAGGAUAUCGACUACAGCACGACUGUGCCACAAGGAUCCUUUGCUUCCAUGGCUGCCAAAGCAUGUGUGGAUCAUGAUCAAGCUAUUCCCAUGGACAAGUUUCUUGUAUGGCCAAAACGACGACAGCGCCAUGUUGUACAGCAAGAACGAUCAGUGGAUGACGACGUUGACGAUGAUGAUGCAUGUGAUGAUCUUGCCACUUUUAUGUAUGAAGCACAUAAAUCACAAUCACGCAAGGCUUGUCGAAGAAUACCAUAUAUGCAGCAACGACGACGACAGCUAUUUGAUGUGAUCAUACGUCGACAUGUACAAACGUUGUCUCAGGAACAAGCUCAAUACAAGACCCGCCGUGAGAAGGAUGAGCGAGAUAUUGCAGCAAUUGAGAAGAUGCGUCAAAGAGCAAAUGAACAACACCAUGCUCUCACCUUUAAUUCGUUACCUACGCCACAAACCAACAAAAUGGCUCUCUAUCGUUCUUUGCUCAUUUACGAGCUUCGUCAUCGUGGCCUUAUUCCUCCAGAUGUCAAGUCUCCAAUUCGACACAAACCACAAAGGACGACUAGCAACACAAAGAGAAAGAACAAGCAGGAGCUGGAUGAUGAUCAAGUGCUUCAAAAGCUGAUUGAUAAUGGUCAAAUGCCUCAUUAUGACUACGAUCACAUCGACAAUCAACGUAUCCUUGGUAUUUUGGCGAGUGGCAUUCACCUACAGGUCAAUGGGAACAAAAAGAUCAACACCAAAAACUCACGCGAGGUGCUGGAUUACGUGAUAUCACAUUUUGCAGAGCAAGAUUACUGCUUCCGUUACUAUAAUCGUGACACCUAUUACAUCUAUCGGCGGAUCCUCUUGAAUCUUUUCGAAGACGACCGUAAGAAGUUUGUGGAGGCGGAGAAGCAGCUCAAUACGGCUAUGGCAUCUGAUAAUAGCGCACCCUUACGAGCCAUGUUUCGAACACUAUCCAGAGAUUGCUUUACACCCCGCGAUAGAAACAUGAGAAAACAGCUCAUAGCACAUCAUUUUGAUCAGUAUAAGCAAAUGUCCCAAAACUUAUCUCAGCAACAAUAA
Lichtheimia ornata is the source of this 1335-nucleotide messenger RNA. RefSeq lists its product as uncharacterized. The coding region runs from base 1 to 1335 and encodes 444 amino acids. The transcript has a single exon. The record is from RefSeq and is a predicted model, not a curated record. NCBI's taxonomy places the organism in Eukaryota, Fungi, Mucoromycota, Mucoromycetes, Mucorales, Lichtheimiaceae.